AUGGAUUGCUCUCCACGCCCCCUACCCACACCAAAGGUACCGUCGCACCCGCCCUUGACCCCCGCCUGCGGCGCAGUCCAUUUGGACGCGUCCCCGGUGGGCCGAUUUUUCGCGCUUCCCCUUCGGUUUAUAGGGGCGAUUGCUUAUGGCGGGGACAGUCAGUCGCGUCGGCACCGCGGAGCGGGCUGUGUCAAGUGGCUGGCCCAGCGGCGCUCGCCGGCUCCCUGCUCUCGGGCUUGGAGCUGCAGCACCGGCUGGAGCGAACCCUUGUCCCAGCUCGGGGCGGCGGCGGGCAGAGAGGCAGGCACUGCCUUGCGUGUGAGUGCAUCUCACUCACAUGUAAGUCGGGGAGCGCGGGGGCUUCCCGCCCAAGUGCGAGGUGCCUGGCACGGGCAAGAGCCACCGGGCAAGAGCCGGGACAGGGCAGGGGCGUCUGGCGCCGCUGUCCUGCCUCGCGCCUCCCGGGCAUCCUCCAAUUCUCUCUCUUCUCUCUUUUCUCCUCUCCAUUGGCGUCCCCAAGAGCUAACCCAAGGAGCGCCUAAGGGCAGCCAGCUCAGCAGCCCCCUACGGUCGAAGCCCGGGGAAGCCGGACUCGGUGGCCCCAGGACAGCACAGCGGAGACUGCAACGGAGCCCCACGACACGGGGCGCACAGGAGCCGCGAAGCCCGAGGCCGGGGCAAAGCAGACCGCCCGGGCCAGGCGCGAGCCCAGCUCCCCGAGGUGGUCCGGUCACCAUGCUGAAGAUGGCCAUGAAGCUGAGAGCCCGAGCGGCCCAGAGAGAGAGGAAGACAGCCGCGGCUGCCGCCGAAGUGGCUGCCGAAGCUGCCGUGGCGGCUGCGGCGCUGGCAGAGCCGCUCGCUUCGCAGAAGAACAAGGUCCCCGAGAAGCCCCCCAAGUCCGUCAAGAUCCGCGUGAACGCCGUGCGCGAUGUGCCGCCCGAAAAGUUGCUAACCGACAAAGAGCGAAAGAAGCUAGAGAAGAAGUUGCUAGAGCAGAAGAAAAAAGAGGAGAAGAAGAGAGAGAAGGAGAGGAAGAAGAUCGAGAAGA
This is a messenger RNA of Cricetulus griseus (Chinese hamster), 1048 nucleotides long. NCBI's taxonomy places the organism in Eukaryota, Metazoa, Chordata, Mammalia, Rodentia, Cricetidae. The record is from RefSeq and is a predicted model, not a curated record.